This is a messenger RNA of Salvia hispanica, 1184 nucleotides long. The record is from RefSeq and is a predicted model, not a curated record. Lineage: Eukaryota; Viridiplantae; Streptophyta; Magnoliopsida; Lamiales; Lamiaceae.
UUGCUUUCCUUUCUCUCUGAUCAAUGGCCGAUGAAAUCCUCCUCGACUUCUCCCCAUUGUUCAGAGUCUACCAAAAUGGCAAACUCGAGAGGCUUCCCCGUGAAGUUUUCGUCCCCCCAUCUCUAGAUCCAGCCACGGGCGUCCAAUCCAAGGACGUCGAAAUCGCGCCGGAGAUCAACCUCUCCGCUCGGAUUUACCUCCCGCCCAACGCCGAUCGCACCAAAAAGCUCCCACUCCUCGUCUACUACCACGGCGGCGGCUUCAUCGUCGAAUCCGCCUUCUCCCCGUUCUAUCACAAGCACCUCAAUCACUUAGUCGCACAAGCCAACGUCGUCGCCGUCUCGGUUAAUUACCGAUUAGCCCCUGAAUUCCCGCUCCCAAUCGCGUUCGAGGAUUCGUGGCGCGCUCUCAACUGGAUCGCCGAGGCCGAGGAGGAAUGGAUCAACGAAUUCGCCGAUCUGAAGCUUGUGUAUUUAGGCGGGGACAGCGCCGGCGGGACUAUAGCACACAACAUCGCAAUCCGGGUCGGGUCGGAUAAACCAGAUGGUUUUAACUUACAAGGGAUUUUCCUCAAUUGCCCCGCCUUUGGGGGUGUGGAUCCGAUUGGAUGCGAAACAGCCGAGGAGUUCAAGAAAAAGGCGGAGUAUUCUGAGAAACUGUGGCAAUAUAUUUGCCCGAGCAUGAGGGAUCGCAACGAGGGAUGGGUUAACCCGGGUAAGGAUCCGAAGUUAUCGGGUUUGGGUUGCCAGAAAGUGCUGGUUUAUGUUGCUGGGAAGGAUUCUCUCAAGGAUAGAGGGUGGUAUUAUAAUGAGGUGCUGAGCAGUUGUGGAUGGAAAGGAGAAAUCGAGUGCAUUGAGGUUGCCGGUGAAGGCCAUGUUUUCAGUGUGAUUACUCCAGAUAAUCAGGUUGGAAUUAAUAUGAUAAAAAAAUUGGCUUCCUUUAUCAAUAACUAAAUCAUUAUCGAAUCCGAAUAAAUCUAUUGGAGUAUCAUGUAGUGCUAUUUAUUACUCAAUAAAUGACGUCAUUGCAAAAUGUCUUCAAGAUUUACCUACCCUGAUUUCGAGCAUUAAUUUUAACUGUUUGUGGUGAAAUUAGAUUGCGAUGAAGAGAUGUAUCUGUUGUUAUGGAUCAAUGAUGUAAUUUGGUUGUGGUGUAAAGCUAGUCCGUUUUGAGAUUUGUUUUCA